This is a messenger RNA of Girardinichthys multiradiatus, 885 nucleotides long. It is a transcript of the gene pdzk1ip1, whose product is annotated as PDZK1 interacting protein 1. The transcript has 5 exons. The coding region runs from base 90 to 494 and encodes 134 amino acids. NCBI's taxonomy places the organism in Eukaryota, Metazoa, Chordata, Actinopteri, Cyprinodontiformes, Goodeidae. The record is from RefSeq and is a predicted model, not a curated record.
UAACAGAAACUGACCUGAAGGUCCAACAGGAACACCUUAAUACCUCACCAGCUCUCAGAUGCAGAGCAGUUUGUUUUCCAGACUCCGAGAUGAGAAGCGCGUCCGAGCUGGUGUCCUGUUUGCUGCUACUGGUUGGAGCUGUGACGGCCCAGACAGGUCAGCCCACCCACUAUGAGCGGCUCCUGCCUCAGUGGCUGACAGGAAUCAUUGCCGUCUCUGGCUUCUUGCUCCUCACCUUCGUCGGCUUCCUGGUGAAAAAGUUCUGGUGUGAGGAGUCCAACGGGAGGAACGCCAGCAUGGAAUCAGUGAGGGACAAUGAAUAUGUGGAGAGCAACCCCUAUGUGGGGAACCUGGACAACAUCAGGCCGAGUACCGGCAUGGAGAAAGAAAAUAACUACGAGACGAGGCUGGACAUCCUCAGGAGCAGAGACGGCAGCAACAUCUACGAAAGCUGCAUCCCUGACAGCUCCCAGGAUAAAUCUACAGCCAUGUGACCGUCCAGCAGCGAUCCUAUUGGCUCUGUACUCCUGCCUUCUGUAAAUCAAAAGAAACAAAAGCAUUGUGUUGAAUCUUCCUGUUGUAUCAUGUGAUUAUGUGUUAUUUGAGUUCUGAAGAAGAGACUAAUAACUGAUAGCAAAGUGAGCUCAUUAGUUGAGAUAUUGUUCUGCUUUCCUUUUGUUUCCUGUACCAAUUAAUCAGUUAUGUUUAUAACAAGCUGCUCCCUCAACUCUCAUUACUGAUCAAUGAACCAAUGAGCUGCUGUUAAUGAUUGAACACAGCGAGUCCACAAGAAACAGCUUCAGGAGAGAAGACUGAGGAAAUGUUUUCGUUCCUUGCAGAACACGAGGAUGCUGUAGAACUUUACAAUAAACAGUUCUGUCCAAA